Messenger RNA from Trichoplusia ni (cabbage looper), 761 nucleotides. RefSeq names its product frataxin homolog, mitochondrial (gene fh). The transcript has 2 exons. Gene Ontology annotation, biological process: intracellular iron ion homeostasis; iron incorporation into metallo-sulfur cluster. Gene Ontology annotation, molecular function: ferric iron binding; ferroxidase activity; iron chaperone activity. Gene Ontology annotation, cellular component: mitochondrion. NCBI's taxonomy places the organism in Eukaryota, Metazoa, Arthropoda, Insecta, Lepidoptera, Noctuidae. The coding region runs from base 181 to 714 and encodes 177 amino acids. The record is from RefSeq and is a predicted model, not a curated record.
UAAAAGCGAUCUCUUACAGACAACAGAAAAAUAUUAUAAGUUAUAUUAACUUGAAUAUGUAAACGAAACGCACCAAAAACGUCAGCUGUGACGGUGUUUCCAAACUUUGCUGUCAACGUCAAAUUUUACAUCAACAAAAAAGUAACCUACAAAUUUCGACCUCGGACUCACAAUAACAAGAUGUUGCGGAAUAUUUUGCGUACCAGCCGGUGGCUGGCACGAAAACAGAUCAAUAUUUUAUCCCCAGUGUUGCUACGCCGCUAUCCUUGCAUCAAUUCAAGAACCGUUCAUCAACAUUUUAGCCGCCAAAUUGCUACAACCCCACCGACCCCUGAGGUCUCAGAUGUAGAACCCGCAGUUUUUGAAGAAAUCUGCAACGAAACCUUAGAAUCUCUUUGUGACUACUUCGAAGAAAUUGUGGAUGGAGCACCAAACUUGAAAGGCGCUGACGUAACUUUUAGUGAUGGAGUGCUAACCGUAGCUCUUGGCUCAACCUAUGGAACUUACGUAAUAAAUAGACAAACACCUAACAAGCAAAUCUGGCUGAGUUCACCUGUGUCCGGACCAAAACGUUACGACUUAGUACUCAAGGAUAACGGCUAUUGGGUCUAUAAACACGAUGGAGUAACACUACAUCAAUUACUACAAAACGAAAUAUCAAAAAUAGUCAAGAACAAAGUAGAAUUCAAUAAGUGCUCACACAGCGUCGUUUGAAAAUUGUACAUUUUAUUUAUUUUAGUAAAUAGGUUUUAUUGUUUCGA